UCUAGUCAGUCGGCCAAGAGCUUACUACUAGUCCGAUGAUGAUUAUGUCACUAGUCUACUGACUCUGCUACCUGUAACAUUUCAGAGCUAUUGCACGGUUAAUGACAAGAUAAAAGAAUAGCAAGAAUGAGACACCUUCUUAACGUUACAGCGCUUCUGUCGGUCAUUGCUGUGGUGUCAGGAUACGUGGAGGAACUCGAUGACAAGUUUAAGGACUACCUAAAGCAUGAACUCUGGCUGGUGGAGUUUUAUGCGCCAUGGUGUGCAUACUGUCACACAUUUGAGCCAGUAUGGCAUGAAGUCGGUGCAGAGCUGAAGAGUAUGGGCUCCCCUGUUAAUGUUGGCAAGAUCGAUACCACAGUGCACACAAGUAUUGCUUCAGAGUUUAAUAUUCGUGGAUAUCCAGCCAUAAAACUGUUUAAAGGAGAGCUGUCUUUUGACUACAAAGGGCCUAGAACAAAGGAUGCUAUUAUUGAAUUCACCAACAGAGUUUCAGGACCUGUGGUAAGACCACUCUCUAGUGUUCAGUUAUUCCAGCAUGUUAUGAGUCGUCAUGAUCUUAUCUUCGUUUACAUUGGAGGGGAGUCGUAUCUUAAGAAGGAAUACUACAAAGCUGCUACUGAGUAUAUUGUCCACACAUAUUUUUUCACUGCAUCUGAGGAAGUCCUUCCAAAGACAGUCACCCUGCAGGAUGUUCCCGCCGUUGCUGUGUUUAAAGACGGGACGUACUACCUUUACAAUGAAUUUCUUGAUGGUGAUUUGUCUUCCUGGAUAAAUCGAGAACGUUUUCCCUCUUACUUCCAAAUGGAUAGCUUCAGUCUGUAUCAGAUGGGAGAACUAAGUAAACUUGUGGCACUGGCAGUAGUUGAUGAGAAGAAUCCAUCUGAAGAAAGCAUUCGUUACAAAACUCUGAUGGAAAGGCUGUCAACUGAAUACAGAGAUAAUUACAAAAGUGAUUACCAGUUUGGUUUUAUGGAUGGGAAUGAAUACAUCAACGGUUUAAUUAUGGGAGAAGUUGAGAUGCCCUCCAUCAUUGUGUUAAAUAUGACCAUUGAUGGAUACUGUCUACCAGAAAAUAAGAUUGAGACCAUUGAGGAUUUACUUCGCUUUUUAAACAGUGUUCUGGAUGGCAGUGCAAAGCUACACGGGGGAAAUGGAUUUUUGCAGCACGCUAAGAGAUCUCUCUAUAAAGCUAAGUCUACUGUGGUGUCGAUGUUCCAGGAAGCUCCAUUCUUCUCCUGUUUUGUGUUUGGACUACCAGUGGGUAUAGUUGGGCUGGUUAUCUGGGGUACAUGUACUGCUGUACCAGCGGAUGAUGACAAACCUGUGGGAGGAGCUACAGCAAGUCCUGUUUUGGAUGCAGAUGGGAAGAAGGCAAUAGAAUUGCAGUCUGACAGUACAGAUAAAACCUCUGAAGCAAAGAAAGAGGAUUAACAUGGAAUGUUGACUAAGGAUCAUGUUAAUCUUUACCAUAUCAUUACAUGUGUUACUGGUUUUCCUUUUUUAUAUAAAUCGUCUUCCCAGUGUACAGUCUAUUGUGGUUGGUUUCUUUAUCAAAUAAAGUUCAAGUAACUUAAA
Molecule: messenger RNA, 1578 nt
Organism: Carassius gibelio (silver crucian carp)
Lineage: Eukaryota; Metazoa; Chordata; Actinopteri; Cypriniformes; Cyprinidae
Gene: tmx3a
Product: thioredoxin related transmembrane protein 3a
Exons: 16
Coding region: 127-1434 (435 amino acids)
Biological process (GO): peptidyl-cysteine oxidation
Cellular component (GO): endoplasmic reticulum
Molecular function (GO): protein disulfide isomerase activity
Source: RefSeq, a predicted model, not a curated record